Messenger RNA from Suillus fuscotomentosus, 575 nucleotides. RefSeq lists its product as uncharacterized. The coding region runs from base 58 to 531 and encodes 157 amino acids. The record is from RefSeq and is a predicted model, not a curated record. NCBI's taxonomy places the organism in Eukaryota, Fungi, Basidiomycota, Agaricomycetes, Boletales, Suillaceae. The transcript is spliced from 2 exons.
UCUCACCUCUCCAUAUAAGACCCAUGCCUCAUCCUUCCCUCUUCCUCUCUCACCAUCAUGUCCCUACUAGUAUCGCCUGAUUGCUGGUCAUCGGCAACUAUCCCUCUAGAUGAUUAUUGCUGGUCUGACUUAUUCCCUUGGAAUACUUUCGACAAACACAAUGCCUACUUUCCUCCGUCUCCUUCUGAAACAUGUUCUUCCUUCUCAACCGAUCUAUCACCUUCUCCAGAACCAGUCACAAUACGUGUAGUUUGUGACGUUCCUCUGCUCGCUCCUCGUCCGCUUCCGUAUCAUUCUCCUACUUUCCUCAAAUUCGAUUUACCCGAUCCUGACCAAGACUUGUCACAUCCACCCUACACACACAGACCUUCCAAGCGGAAACGUGAUCACAAUGACGACCACCACCGUGAUCAUUUGCGUGUAAAACGCCGCAACGCCGAUUUACAACGCUGGGCAGCCGGUGUCCACCAUACCGACACACAGGGUCGUUCUCACGUAUAUACCGCCACCCGGCCUGAUCGCCCAUCUUAGGGGCAUCCUCAUUAACACCAUCCUCUACUCCGGCUUCUCCCUUU